This is a messenger RNA of Pieris macdunnoughi, 3894 nucleotides long. The record is from the annotation of a GenBank genome assembly. Lineage: Eukaryota; Metazoa; Arthropoda; Insecta; Lepidoptera; Pieridae.
AUGAAGUUGGUUUUAAUAGCCAUCUUCUCCGUAAUCCUACUUGUUGUUUGUGAGCCGCAACAAGAAGCCCUGGCUGAUGGAGAUACGUCAGGCCUUUACUAUAACUUUGACAAAAGCUAUGGAUGGAACUUCGAUAGUAGAUUUGAUGAAAGUCGAUACGAUGAAGUAGAUCAUAGCCAAAGGUCAGAUCGAAGCAGGGACAACAAAUCGCGAGAGCAAGGUGAUCCAGACAUUAAGAAAGAAGAUCAGAAUCACAAUGACAGAAACAGAGAAAAACAGAACGAUCAUAGAGAAAGUGAUAGAUACCGUUAUAGAGAAAAUGAUAAGGACAAUAAUGGUAAAAACGAAAGAUAUAACGAACGUGAUAAAAAGCGGGAAGAAGGUAAUGAUAAUGUAGACAGCAACAGAGACGAUAAAGGUCGUUCUGAUAAAAAUAAAGACUACAUCAAAGAAGACAAAAAUAGAGAUAAGUCUCAAGAUAAAUAUAGCAAGAAAGGAAAUGAAUCAGAUAAUCGAAACGGUGAAAAGCAGCUUAGUCAGAAAAUAGAUAGUACGCAAGAAAGUGAUAAGGAUAAAAACUACGAUAGUCAAAAUCAAUAUAAUAAAUCUAGCCGUGACGACCAAACCAAUCAACGUGGAUUUGAUAAACAAGCCAAAGAUCGAGGCUAUAAAAAUAACAAUGAAAAAGAUAACUAUGAAUCAAAAAAUAAAAACGAUAAAGACAGAAAACAGGAAAAAGAGAGCAGGAAUAAAGAAAAUGAUAAGAACGAGAAAGAUAUAAAGAAAUAUGAAAAUGAUAGUAAAAAUAAAAACGACGCAAAUAAUAAUAACAAAAAAGAAAAAACUAAUGAAAACAAAGACGACCGACGCAGGUAUCAAGAAGACGUAAACCGUGAUGACAAACAAAAUCAAGAGUACAACUAUGAUAGUAAGUACAAUGUACAAUCAAACAAAAAUCUAAAUAAUGGUAAUGAUGAAUAUAGUCGUGAGCCUGAAUAUAAAGACAGUUCAAGACGUGAUGAUAAAAAUAGAGAUACCAAUAACAAUUAUCAAUACAAAGGAGAAAAACAGAGUUAUUCGAGAUCAAAAAGUGACAGCUAUAGUAAUGAUAAUAAAGAAAAAUCCUAUACUAAUCAAUCACCAGGUUAUGGUUACAGUUACUUAGAAAGCCUAAUCACAGCACCUAAAUCUAACUCUGACAGCUCAAAUGUCAAAGCGAUCGAAGGUCCUAAAUACAAAGAUAGCAGGAGUAAAGACCAAGGUAAAAAGGAAGAAGUUAUUGAAAUUCAUGGUUACAUCAGUAAAGGAAACGAAAAAAGUGAUAAGCAAGUAGAAGUUGACGUUAUUGUUAAAAAGGCUGAUACUGUUUUAGGAACAGGGCUGGAUACAAAAGGAGGAAUCCAUAUACAUAAAGUCCUAAACAAUGAAGGAAACGAAAAAGGUUACCAAAUAAAAGAACCACAAAGUGAACUUAAAUACGAAUACAUAAAACCUGGUAAAAAAACUGAAAAUAAAGAAAAAGAUUAUAGGGAGUUAUUUAAUAACCAUGUUCAAGACAAAAAGGACCUUCUUGGAGGAAUAGAGUUUCUCGGUUUAAUUAGUAACAUAGGGCAAGAAAUAAAGGAACAGGUGAUUGAAAAAAUUCCAGGAUAUCAUAUUAUUCAAAACUUAGAUCCUAGAAGGCAGAAGAAUAAAAGUAUACAAGAGUAUAACUACGAUCAGAACCAAAAAAACCCAAAAAUUGAUCUUGAAGUGUAUUACCCUCCAAAAAAACAAGACGAAGAUAGUAAGAAAGUUGAAGAAAAAUCUUAUACUGAAUUCGACAAACAAGAUAAAAAUAAAAAAGAAAGUGUUAAUAGCAAAUAUUUACAUCAGGACGGAAAACUUAUAAAUGGAAAAGAAGACACUUAUAAAAGUACGGACAAAAAUGAAAAACACGAUAGGGGUGAGAUGAAUACUCAAAAAUACGUUACAAGCCAUAGCUACGAUAACGAAAAAAACAAUGAGGCGUACCAAUAUGAAUUAAACUAUAAUUCGGGAAACUCAUAUAAAAAAGCUGAAAAAAGCGAUAUAACAGAACAAACAUACAAGAAUCGGCAAGAUGGAAGAUAUCAAGAUCCUAAUUACUUUUAUGAACCUCUAAAGGUUAAGCAAGACCUAGUGAACUUUAAUCGUGACGAUGACUAUCCAAGUCGCGAAUAUUUACCCCAGGAUAGAGGUAUAAGUCAUGGUCCAGAUUAUCAAGGUCCUGGAUAUUCAAAGCAACCAGACAGAAUAAAUCCGUUACAAGAUUAUAUCAGAAGCAAGCAAAAGGAAGAAAAAUAUAUCUAUGAUUAUACUAUAGGAAAUCUUGAAAAACAGGGUCCAGUAUAUAAUUAUAAUACACCCUAUUCAAUACUACCCUACCCUGAUAAUAAGAGUUUCGGACAAUAUGAUAAGCAAAGGGAUUACAGUAAUUACAAUGAUUACAGGCCAGCUAACGAGUACGAAUAUAAUAGUAAACAUAAUUACGAUCCAAAACCGAACGAAGGCUGGAGCUAUCAAGGAUUUCCUAUUAAUGACCAAGGUAAAGAAAAGCUUGAAAAGAAAAAUAAUUUUCCUAAAUACGAAAAAGAUAAAGAAGAUCAAGGCGACAUACGCAACGGUAACCCCUACAACGGAUACAAAAACUACGAUGAUUUCCAUUAUAGAGAACCAUAUUACGUAAAUAAGGGUUACCCUAAUUAUAUAUUACCGAAUUAUAACCAAGGUCUCAUUGGAAGUGGAUUUGGUUUACCCCAUCCCUAUCCAUUACCCAAUUUAAUUAAUCCUCUAAGUCAACAAAUAUUGGGAUCUGCUGGAAGGGUACAGAAAUAUAAUCAAAACUAUAUAAACAUGCCUCAACAGCGCGACUACAAUCUGCAUUUCGGCGAAUCAAAAUCUAUUGAAUCUUAUCCUAAAUUUGACGACGCUAAUAAUUACUAUGAAUAUAGAAAUCCAGUUUAUGAUACAGCCUACCAGAGUUCUAAUAAGGAAUACAUGUAUCAAUAUCAACUACCAUAUGCCACGGCCACCUUCUCCUUGAUCCUACUCGUUAAUUGCGAGCCGCAACGUGGCUACCCAAAUGAUGAGCAGUUGACCAUAAACUCUAAUAGCAAUCGAUACGAGAAUCGUUAUAAAAACGAUCGCCGCAAGGAAGGGAACCCGAGAAAUCAGGAGAGAGAUAAUGAAGAACGUGAUCAGAGAGAGUAUAGAAACCAAGGCAGAGAAAGAAGUCGAGGAAAUCAAGGUUCUGAUAAUGUAGAUGGCCGUGUGACAGAAAGACACGGAGCCUACGGUGGGAACUAUGGAUAUCCUUCGCAUGAAGGAUUGGACUACGCCAACGUAGCCGAACUCCUCUCGGGUAGAGACAACUACAGAGAACUAAAAAAGGAUGACAGACGUAACAAGGAAUAUAAGAAUCGCGAAUAUGAUCCAUACUAUCCAAAAAUCCCGAAUGAUUUCUACGAAAGGUUUCCCUAUCCCGGCUUUGCGGGCCGCACAGGUCUAGGAUUUCAGAGAAGAACUUAUCUCGUUAAUGGCUACACAAGCCCUCUUUCCCAAGAGUUACUAGAAAUUGUAGGAAAACGUCGGGACUUUGUAUAUGACAAAAACUACCACAGAGUGAGCGAUUAUUAUGAUCUAUAUGAACCUAAGCAAGAGCCAAGAAAUGAUGACAGUGAGCUGUAUUACGGAAAAAAGGAGUAUAAAUAUGAAAGACAAGAUCUAUAUAAGACUCCCUAUCCCGAGGUACGGCCUUUAGAAUAUCAAAAGGGUUUGGUUAACGGUGUUAAUAAUCCCAUAGGAAGAGAACUUUUGGAAACAGGUGGAAAAAACUAUAACUACAAUAGUGCUUAUUACCCAAAUUUGUACUAA